UCAUGGUGGAAUGCGAUGUAAACAAUCAGCGUAAUGAAAUUGAAUCUCUCUGCAAAGCUAAACAUUGAAUGUAUAAUAUGACUAUUUUUAUCAAAAUAUGAUCUACUUUGUAUAUAAAUAAAAUAAUGGUUAAACAAACAAUACAGAUAUUCGCUCGCGUGAAGCCAACGAAAACAAAUAAAACUGGGGUGUACAAUGUUGAAACAGAGGAAGAUGGUCAAUGUUCACUGCAAGUGGUUGUUCCAAAAGAACUAGCAUCUGGAUUUGUUAACAACAAAAAAGAAAACUACAGAUUUAGAUUUAGCAAAGUUUUUGACCAGAAGUCAACACAAGAUGAAGUAUUUCUUCAUGUUGCACAGCCUGUCAUUGAUAAUGCAGUCCAGGGCUAUAAUGGAACAAUAUUUGCUUAUGGCCAGACAGGAAGUGGCAAAACUUUCACUAUCACAGGUGGUGCGGAACGUUUUAUUGAUAGAGGCAUUAUCCCACGCUCGCUGUCUUAUAUCUUUGAUACUAUUGAAAAGCACCCAGAAAAAACAUUCACCGUUCACAUUUCUUAUCUUGAAAUUUACAAUGAUAAUGGAUAUGACCUUCUUGACCCUAAACAUGAAGCCACAAAACUGGAAGAUUUACAGAAAGUAACUCUGCUAGAAGACUCAGACCAAAACAUCCACUUGAAGAAUUUAACAGUACAUCAGGCUGCUACAGAGGAGGAUGCGUUAAAUCUUUUAUUUAUGGGCGACACCAACAGAAUGAUUGCCGAGACCCCGAUGAAUCAAGCGUCAUCUCGAUCUCACUGCAUUUUUACUGUUCAUUUAACAUGUAAAGAAGAAGGAUCAGCUACUAUAUGUCGCUCAAAGCUUCAUUUAGUCGACUUGGCUGGGUCAGAGAGAGUAUCUAAGACAGGAGUGAAUGGGACAUUACUGACUGAGGCCAAAUACAUUAAUUUGUCACUCCACUACUUGGAGCAGGUAAUAAUAGCCCUGUCUGAGAAAAAUCGUCAACAUGUUCCAUAUCGUAACUCCAUGAUGACAUCUGUAUUGAGGGACAGUCUAGGGGGAAACUGUAUGACUACAAUGAUAGCCACUUGCUCCUUAGAGAAAAGUAAUAUUGAUGAGUCAAUUUCUACAUGUCGCUUUGCUCAGAGGGUGGCUAUGAUAAGAAAUGAUGUGACCCUCAAUGAGGAGCUUGACCCUCACCUGCUGAUAGCCAAACUGAAGAGAGAAAAUGCUGAGUUGCGUGACCAGCUAGCCCUGGCCACUGGCGUACAGCUGUCAGAGGAGCUGACACAGGAGGAUAUGGACAGAUGUGAAUAUGCGGUUAAAACCUACUUGGAAGACCCAGACCCUGAAUGUAUUCUUUCAGUUGGACAUGACCUAAGAAAAAUACACAAGUGUUUUAGAAUCCUAAAGAGAUACUUUCUAGAGAAACCUAAAGCUGUGGUUCAGUCCCCUUAUCCUCCAUUAACAAGGGAGGAAACCCAACCAGAUGUAGGGCCAUACAGGGAUGCUGAGACAACCAAGUUAAAAGAAUUGAUAGAACAGCGGGACAAUGAAAUCAAUAUUCUUGUUGGAAUGCUGAAGAAAGAAAGGCAAAGGGCAGCUGAUGGUCAAGUCAAAGAUGUAAGGCCAACAACUCUGUCCUCACCAUACAGUGUCAACCAUAGGAGCACAAAUGGAAAUCAUGACAAGAGGGAGAUAACCAGUCAUACUAGUGAUGAGGAAAAUAGUUUAAAACUGAGUCGUCAGAAAACAUAUGAUGUACAAAGACAUUCAUCCCUUACACAGGAAAAAGAUGACAAACUUAAAACUAAAAUAUUAGGUAACAUGUCUCUUGGAAGACAAGAAGCGUUUGACAUUUUCAUGAGAGACUACAGCGAAAGGGACAAAAUUGACAGCAACAAACAGCUGUUGAAACAACGCUAUGUGGAAGCCAAGGCCCUGGGGGAGAAACUCAACAGAUCUAAGCAGAAAAUGAAUCAUUUAAAAAACUCACUGGCCCAGUACAGAAUGCAUGCAAACAUGGAAGGGAGUGUAGCCACAGAAGAAGAAAGUGAGAUGGAGAAAGAAAUCAAAAUACAAAUGGAAGGGGAGAAGAAUGUCUAUAAAAGUACAUUCACUUCUCUGCGAAGCAUGAAGACAGAGAUUGAGCAUCUUCAGCACUUUUUAGAGAAGUCAAAGGUCAAAUUGAUGAAGGAGUUUGAGCUGUGGUGGGCAGAACAAACAUUACACAAUCAACAGCAGGCUGUACCAGACAAACUUCCGCCAUCAACAGGAGGUCGUAAGGUCAUGUCUGCCUGGAAGACGCCACCAGUUACUCCCCCUGUCUCAACAAACCAAACAGCCCCAACAUCUCAGAGACCUUUAUCCAGGAACUUGUUUUCUACCGGGUCAGAGCUGGAGCUUAAUAGUAACUCGAGCUCAUCAAGGAAAUCAUCAUCUGGUUCUACUAUUGGAGCUUUCACAUUGACAGGGGACAGCAAGGUGGAUGCUGACAUUCAAGCCUUUGUCAAAGCUAGACAGACCAUUCUACAGAAAAUCAAUUCCAAUCAGAGGUGACACUAGAACUCUCCUGCAUGCCUCCCAGUCUGCUGAUUUUAUGACAAAAAUGUGCCAGGUACAAGAAGGAAGUUCAUUUCAAUCCACUUUGGUGCUGCCAUUUUGAUAAAAAAGAU
Messenger RNA from Physella acuta, 2671 nucleotides. Its product is annotated as kinesin-like protein KIF6. Gene Ontology annotation, biological process: microtubule-based movement. Gene Ontology annotation, molecular function: microtubule binding; microtubule motor activity; ATP binding. Lineage: Eukaryota; Metazoa; Mollusca; Gastropoda; Physidae. The record is from RefSeq and is a predicted model, not a curated record.